Pecten maximus is the source of this 600-nucleotide messenger RNA. Its product is annotated as putative nuclease HARBI1. The coding region runs from base 1 to 600 and encodes 199 amino acids. The record is from RefSeq and is a predicted model, not a curated record. Lineage: Eukaryota; Metazoa; Mollusca; Bivalvia; Pectinida; Pectinidae. The transcript is spliced from 4 exons.
AUGUUCCUGACCCAGCUCCUCAGAGAAGAUUUAGAAAGGAAAUCCCGCAGAAACAAUGCCCUGACUAUUCAGCAGCAGGUGCUGUCAACUUUGAGGUUCCUUGCAAGUCUGGAUAAAAGCACCGUGUCCAGGUGCGUUCAUACAGUGUGUGGCAAGUUGGCUUGCUAUGUUAGCCAAGUUGUAAAGAGGCCCACCGCGGAGGAGUGUCAGAAGGGGAAGGGGACAUUUUUCGCCGGGUUUCCCUCCGUAAUAGGUGCAGUGGAUGGGACACACAUCCGAAUACAGGCACCACACCAAGACGAGCCAUCCUAUGUGAACAGGAAAGGGUACCACAGCAUCAAUGUGCAGGGUGUUUGUGAUGCUGAUGUAAAACAGCCUUUGGACGUACUGGCUCUGGUUGCUGAAAACAGAAGAUUAGACAAGGAAGGAGCAUGCCAAACUUGUAUCAAACAACGCACGUUCAAAGAGGAGAUAGUGAGGAAUAUGCCAUCCAAGUACAAAGAGGAAAUCCCCGACACGAUUGUUAUCAUCAAUGGAACAGAACUCAAGAUUCAAAAACUAAGUGCAUUAAAUCGACAGUCAGUGCUGCUCGGACUAUAA